Molecule: messenger RNA, 11576 nt
Organism: Cherax quadricarinatus
Lineage: Eukaryota; Metazoa; Arthropoda; Malacostraca; Decapoda; Parastacidae
Product: galactokinase
Biological process (GO): carbohydrate phosphorylation; galactose metabolic process
Cellular component (GO): cytosol; cytoplasm
Molecular function (GO): ATP binding; galactokinase activity
Source: RefSeq, a predicted model, not a curated record
GAGGUGGUGCAGGGACCAGCUACUCUGAGUGAGGUGGUGCAGGGACCAGCUACUCUGAGUGAGGUGGUGCAGGGACCAGCUCCUCUUAUCAUAAUCACUCAGAUAACAGGUGGCACUGUGUACCUGGCACCUCCAUAACUACUAGUUCUUUAGUUUCUGAAAGAUGGCGUCCAAAAUACCUGAUGUGUCGUCACUGGUGUCUAAGGCCCAGGCAGUUUUUACUGCCACAUAUGGUGGCACUGCAGAGGUAGCUGUGUCAGCACCUGGAAGAGUCAACAUUAUUGGAGAGCAUACUGAUUACAACGAUGGAUUUGUCUUUCCCAUGGCUCUUCCACUAGUAACUGUUAUUGUUGGACGCAAGACAAACACUUCAAUGUGCAAAGUGCAGACGCUCUCAGAAUUUGCAGAUAAGCCUCUACAAGUAGAAUUUAAGCCACCGUCUCUAUCAACACCUCUCAAACCUGGAACACCUAAUUGGGCCAAUUACAUUAAAGGAGUUGUUGCCAAUUUUCCUGGAGUUGUUAGUGGCUUUGAUGCAGUAGUAGUUACAUCAGUUCCACUUGGAGGUGGACUCUCCAGUAGUGCUUCACUUGAGGUAGCCACUUACACAUUCCUUGAGGCAAUCUCUGCAACUAAGGUCUCAAGUUUGAAAGAAAAAGCUCUAGCCUGCCAGAAAGCUGAGCAUGACUUUGCUGACAUGCCUUGUGGGAUCAUGGACCAAUUUAUUUCAACCAUGGGCAAAGAAGGAAAUGCACUUCUUAUUGACUGCAGAUCACUGGAAUCCACUUUAGUGCCACUGAAUGAUCCCUCCAUUAUAUUUGUCAUCACCAACUCAAAUGUGCGUCAUACACUCUCUGGAACAGAAUACCCUACUCGCCGUAAACAGUGCCAAGAAGCUGCAGAAGUGAUGAGAAAAAAGAGUCUACGUGAUGCAACACUAAAUGAUCUAGAAACUCACAAAUCUAGUCUGAGUGAAGAAGUAUACAAGAGAGGUCGGCAUGUUAUCUCUGAGAUUCUUCGCACGGAGAAAGCAGUGUCUGUACUCCAGAAGGCAGAUUAUUUUCAGUUUGGAAAGUUGAUGACUGACUCCCAUAAUUCCCUCAGGGAUGACUAUGAUGUAUCCUGCUCUGAGUUAGAUCAACUAGUGGAAGCUGCCCUUGAAGUUCCUGGUGUGUUUGGCUCAAGAAUGACAGGUGGUGGCUUUGGUGGCUGCACCGUCACACUGGUGCAACAAGAGUGUGUGGACAAGCUCAUCUCCCACAUACAGCAGAGGUAUAAUGGUAAACCUACGUUCUACGUUUGUGUUCCCUCAGAAGGAGCUCAGCAGUUAUCUCUUUAGAGCUCAAACAUGUUAAGCACAGUACAGUAAGCAAGAAAUACUUUACUGCAUUACUGUCUCACUGCCAUACCUGCCUUUGUAUUUUGUAUAAAUAUUGCAAAGCCAUAAAUUUGUAUUCUCUUAUGUACAGUUUUGAAGAAAAUAUAUUUUGUGUGCAUGAUUAUUUAUGAUUAACUGUUUGUAGUUACAGAAGCAAAACUUUCUUUUCUUUCAAUACACCGGCUGUAUCCCACUGAGGUGGGGUGUCCCAAAAAGAAAAAUGAGAGUUUCUUUUUUUAAAUUUAGUAAUGUAUACAAGAGAAGGGGUUACUAGCCCCUUGCUCCUGGCAUUUUAGUCGCCUUUUAUGACAUGCAUGGCUUACGAAGGAAGAAUUCUGUUCCACUUCCCCAUGGAGAUAAGAGGAAAUAAACAAGAACAAGAACCAGUAAAAAAAAAAAAAACCCAGAGGGGUGUGUAUAUAUAUGCUUGUCUAUGCAUGUGCAGUGUGACCUAAGUGUAAGUAGAAGUAGCAAGGCGUACCUGAAAUCUUGAAUGUUUACGAGACAGAAAAAAGACAACAGCUGUCUACUAACCUACUGCCUAGGAGAAGCAGAGCUAUGAGCUUUAUAUUCUGUCUUCAGCAAUCAGUUUGUCAUAUAACACAGCACUUCACAAUUUGCCAAUGGUUGUAGCACUUUCUGGCAACACUUGAAUCCUAUUACAGUGUUUAUUUCUUAUUCAUAAAGAUAGCCUUUCUAGUGUUCUUUUGCCACAAUUUUAUAUUUACUUUGCAAAUGUGCCCUCUUAUUUUCCCCUCUUAAUGUCAAGAAAUCAUCUUUAUUUUUUAAUAUCUUUUAUGAUUAUGUCUCUUCUCAGAUUAGUCAAUGAGGGCAUUUUUAGUAUUUUUAUUUUUCAAACAUUUUCUUUCAACUCUUGUAGUAAGUCUUUGGAAUUUUCCUUUCUUUUCAACAUGUUUUAUUUAAGAAUGAAAACCUCACUACUACAGCAGGGUAAUAUGCACUCUCCGUAAAGUAUAUGAAGGCUAAUUUCAAGUUUGCUAGUGUUGCAUUUGAGUUUUUAAUGAUUUCAUUCAUGCUGUCUUCCGGUGACAAUCUUCAGUUUGCAGUUAUUCUUAGUUUACUCCUUCUGGUUUCUUGCUUUCACUAUCUUAUCACAAUCUUAAAAAAUUUCUUGUAGCCUCUCUCUUUCCCAUGCUUUAUUAAGGUAUUUCCUUCAGGGUAACCCAAAAGAAAAAAUCGUUGUCAUCAUCUAGAGGUUUACAGUGAUUUUAUUACUUUGCAUAGGUUUUUUGCAUCUGCAAACAUGUGCUUUAUCCUGUUGGCAAACCAUUUAUGUAAAUUAGAAACAUCAGGGCUAGUUUCAUCUUUGUAGAGCCUUUCUAAAAAUAUUUUUUCUCUGAUGAUUGUUCACAUAUUACUUUUAAACAGAAUCUCUCAUCCAUUUAAAAGUUUAUAAUUUAUUCUUACAAUGUUCUGUAGUUUUCAUUCUUUCUUUGGUGGGAAAUUCUGUCAAAAGUCUCUGAAAUCUAAAUACUUUACAGGUCUCCCUUGGUUUAUGUGGAUUCUCUUAAGGAAUAUGCCCAUCAGUUUUUUUUACUGAGUAAUAGAUUUGCUGAUUGAUAACUGAACUGCUUAUUAGCAGGUUUAUAUUUCUCUAAUGACUUUAUCUGAUGCAUUUAUAACAACAUUUGUCAGUGAGACAGAUCUGUAGUUCAGAGGAUCUUCCAUCCUACAUUUUUUUUUUUUUUAGUAUCUGCACAGUUUUUUUUUUUUCAUUUAUCCUCCAGGUGACCUCCUUAUAAAGAAGUCCCAAACUUUUUACAAAGUGGAUACCUUAGUUCUUCAUAUUCUUUUAAGAUCUAAGGUGGUAUCUCCUUGGGUAUCUCCUUGCCUUUAUUCUGUUUUUUCUCUCAUAAUUAGUUAGCUAUUUACAAACAUGAAUAAAAGAUUUGGUUCCACCUUUCUUUUUCAAAGUUUCUUUCCUAAUUACAGAUGUAUGUAAAUAACUUUUUGACUUUUUCUAACCCUUUCAGGGUCCGUGCCAUAGAUCUACGGCUUUGAGUUGAGGGUCCAAACCGUAGAUCUAAGCCAUGAGCUCAGCUCACUCUGAUAAGCUGUGAGCGGUAAAUUUGGGCCUAGAUAGGAGAGAAUACAUCCAUGUGGUAUGUGUGCACCACAUAUAACAAAUCCUGCAGCACACAGUGCAUAAUCAAAGAAAAACCGAGACCAUAAUUUUUUAUUAAAACAGCGACUUUGCAGUGUUUUUUCAUCUGUUUUUUAUAGUUGUAUUUGCGAUUUCUUGGUCUCAUUUGAUUGAACGAAAGAUAUAUCACAGAAAUAGAGAUGAUUUUGAUUGGUUUUAGUACUGGAAAUGGCUUGAAACUGAGCUCAAAGUAGAGGAAAUGUUAAAUUUUUGCCGAUGUUCGAGAGUAAACAAGUGACCUCACACGUCUAAUACACACCAGCUGGUGGUCUAGUAUAUGUUCACAAAUGUGGUGAUAUUAUUUAUACAAUUACGUAUUACAAUAUUGCAUAACAGUAAAUCUUUUAUUUUUGGGUUUGAAUAAAAAUUCAUUAUGUGAAUAAAAAAUAAAAAUGGAAUUCAUUUGUAAAACCUGAAAACAUAACUGAUGAACAAAGGAAAUGUUAGUUUAGUUCCAGGAAUACCUACAUUGUUUAUUCUGGACCCUAUUUUGAAAUUGGAAUAUUUUGAACUUUGCCUUAAAUUGGCCAAAUUACCAUUUUCCAAUCACUUUAUUUUGUAGUUGAAACAGUUGAGUUGACAAUUCUUGUGCUCAAUUAAUAGAAUAGAAGUAAUACUAGUGAAAUAGCUAAGAAUUUGGUCGACUGGAAUAAUGUAAUUGGCCUAUAAUGGGAGUCAAAGUUGGCAAAAUCACCGGUGCAUAAAUAUCGAGAGCAUAAUUUCAUCAGUUUUCCAUCAAAUUUCGUACUUUUUGUUUUAUUACCUCCAGAAAAAGAUUCUCUACCAUUUCAUAAGAAAAAAAUAAUUUUUUUUUUGAAAAUUCUUGGACCCUGGUGCGCACUUUGAAAUUUGGCCUUUGGACCCUGAAAGGGUUAAUCUGAUAAGCCUCUGGGUUGGCACAUUUCAUGUCAUGUUUCAAGUUGCUUUUUUUCGUAUGUUUGUUUUAUGGAUCUUCAGCACCUGUUAACCAUUCUUUGUUGUUUUAUCUUGUUUCUUUUUUGGGGGGGGAAUUAACUACAGUGGACCCUCCCUUUUUGUCGAUUUCCGGUAUCGCCAAUUUCGGUUUUGGCUGAGUUUUAUCGUUGAUUUUAUGGUUCUGUUUUCGUCGAUUUCCUCCGUUUUUGUCAGUCGUACAGAACCUGUCCAGUGUCCAGCAUGCAGACAAAGCCGCCUCCCACACGCAUUCUCACGCAGUGUAGCAUUGUUUCUCGCUGAGUGAACAUAUCCUGCCAGGUCAUACGAAACAUUUCAUAAUAAUCCACUGUUUUUGCCACUUGUUUAUUGUGUGUGACUACUAAAUAGGUGACCAUGGCCCCAAAGAAAGCUCCUAGUGCCAGUGCUUCAGUAAAGAAAGUGAGAAACACCUUAGAACCGAAAAAGGAAAUCCUAAGAAAAUAUGAUAGUGGCAUAUGCAUUGCUGAACUCGGCAGGAUGUAUGGGAAGUCCCCAUCAAAAAUCAGCUCCAUUGUGGCAAAGAGAAAAGAAAUCAUGGCAGCUGAUGUUGCAAAAGAGGUGAAUGUGAUAACCAAACAGAGAUCCCAAACAAUUGAAGAAGUGGAGAAAUUGUUGUUGGUGUGGAUCAGAGAGAAAGAGUUAGCAGGAGACAGUGUUGUACAGUCCAUAAUUUGUGAAAAGGUAAGGCAGUUGCAUGAUGAUCUCAUAAGGAAACUGCCUGAAACAAGUGCUGAUGUAGGUGAAUUUAAGGCCAUCAAAGGCUGGUUCAAAAAAUUCAAGAAGUGAAGUGACAUACACAGUGUUGUAAGGUACGGUGAGGGUGCCAGUUCAGACAAACAAGCGGCUGAAAAAUUUGAGUGGGAAUUCAAAGGUUAUGUAGAGACUGAAAAAUUCCAACCCCAACAAGUGUUUAAUUGUGACGAAAAAGGCCUAUUUUGGAAGAAAAUACCAAAGAAGACCUAUAUUACGCAGGAGGAAAAAGCAUUCACAGGACACAAGCCUUUGAAAGACAGGCUAACUCUCUUGUUGUGCGGUAAUGCUAGUGGGGAUUUCAAAGUGAAGCCUUUACUGGUGUAUCACUCUGAAAAUCCCAGAGUGCUCAAGAAAAACAGUGUUGUCAAGAGUAAACUGUGUGUGAUGUGGAAGGCUAACAGUAGGGCAUGGGUCACUAGGGAAAUUUUCCUGGAAUGGUUCAAUGAAGUGUUUAGUCCCAGUGUGAAAAAAUACCUCCUGGAUAAUAAAUUGCCACUCCAGUGCCUCCUGAUAAUGAACAAUGAUCCUGCUCAUCCUCUGGAGUUGGAAGACCAAUUGUCUAUGGAAUUCAGUUUUGUAACAGUGAAGUUCUUGCCUCCUAACACCACUCCUCUCAUCCAGCCCAUGGACCAGCAGAUCAUUGUAACCUUCAAAAAAUUGUACACCAAAGCAAUGUUUCAGUGGUGCUUUGACUUAACCUCAGGCUCUGAAUUGACCCUAAGAGAGUUCUGGAAGAAUCACUUUAAUAUCUUCCAUUGCAUAAGCUUUAUAGAUAAGGCUUGGCAGGGAGUGACUUCCAGGACAAUGAACUCUGCUUGGAGAAAAUUGUGGCCAGAAUGUGUCCAAGAGAGGGAUUUUGAAGGGUUUGGAGCUGACCCUGUCGCCCCUACACCUGUUGUGCAAUCAAUUGUGGCACUGGGAAAUUACAUUGGGUUGGAUGUGGGUGGUCAAGAUGUGGAAGAGUUGGUGGAGGACCACAAUCAAGAGCUAACCACUGAUGAGCUGCAAGAGCUUCAUCUGCAACAGCAACAGACCACGGCACAGGAAAUUGCUACAGAGGAGGAGGAAGAGAAAUGGAAGCAGGUGCCUUCAGAGAUUAAGGAGAUUUGUGCAGUGUGGACUAGGGUGCAGUCAUUUAUGGAGCUAUUGCAUUUAUGAAAGUUAUUGCAGUCUGUGCUGGCGACUUUUACAAUGACAAUGCUAUGUCCCAUUUUAGGGAAAUUUUAAAAACUCCCAAAACACACCUAUCUAGACAGAUAUUUUGUGUGACAGGGGUCCAGUGACUCUCAAGCUGGUCCUAGUGACAUUAAAAUACAAAGAAAGGAAGUAACCCCAGAGAGCAACUUGUUACCUGAAGUCAUUAUAGAGGGGGAUUCCCCUUGCAAACAAUAACCUCUCUUCCCUUUCCUCCUCCCUGUCUUCCAUCCAUCAACAACAGCCUUCAAUAAAGGUAAGUGUUAUGUGGAAUGUUCAUUCUUUUGUGCAUGUAAAUCUGUCUUUAGAGUAAAAAAAUUUGUUUUUGUUGAUACUUCUGGGUGUCUAGAAUGGAUUAAUUCGAUUUACAUUAUUUCUUAUGGGGAAAAUGGCUUCGGUUUUGGCUGAUUUCAGUUUUCGCCGAUUGCUCUGGAACAGAUUAAACAUGAAAACCGAGGGUCCACUGUAUUUUGUUUUUCUAAAAUACAGUGGACCCCCGGUUAACAAACUUUUUUCAUUCCAGUAGUAUGUUCAGGUGCCAGUACUGACUGAAUUUUUUCCCAUAAGGAAUAUUGUGAAGUAGAUUAGUCCAUUUCAGACCCCCAAACAUACACGUACAAACGCACUUACAUAAAUACACUUACAUAAUUGGUCGCAUUUGGAGGUGAUCGUUAAGCGGGGGUCCACUGUACUGUCAAAGAUUAUCAUAGUUAACUUUAUUAUAAUCUAGUUAACUUUUUGUAUUUUGCUUUUUCCUUGCCUAAGGUAGUAUAUUGCAACACAUGUUGAUUCCAUUAAAAUGUGUUUGCUUUUUCCCCAGCAGGUUUAAAUAAUCUACAAUGUACAAUGGAACCUUGUCUUACAAGUGUCCUAAUGUACAAGUUUUUUGAGAUAUGAGCUGUCCCUGGGUUAAUUUUUUCCUCUGAGUUAUGAGCCAGCUCCCCCUGCUUCCCCAGAGCCAGCUCCCCCUGCUUCCCCAGAGCCUGCUUCCCCAGAGCCAGCUCCCCCUGCUUCCCCAGAGCCAGCUCCCCCUGUUUCCCCAUCAAUGCAAAACCUGGAGACCUCGCUUGUUUAUCUAUGAUUUCGUGCUUUAAUUCCAUGGAAAUCAUCCUCUUUUUCUUCCCAGCAUUGUCCUUUACACUUACUUUCUUAGGACCCAUGCUUAGAAAAACGAAAUUUGGCCAAAUGACUGUCAAAAAUGUAAGCAAAGCAUGAGAGAACUGCUCUCACAGCGAGGUAAACAGUGCACCGAGCUGGUGGCGUUUGUUAUUAUAAUAAUAAUAAUUAUUAUUAUGAUAGUCACUUUAUAUAAACAGUUUGAGAUUUCUUUACAUUCUGUAGUGUAUUAUGAUUUAUUAUGCUUUUAUAUACAGUGGACCCCCUCUUAACGAUCACCUCCCAAUGCGACCAAUUAUGUAAAUGUAUUUAUGCCUAGCCAUGCUAGGCGUUCUAGUGGUACACUCUGUAAUCAUUAUUUAACUACAUGUAAACCACACAACAACCAAAUUCUGUAAAUUCAACAUUGUAAUCUUUAUAGAGAAUAAACUUUGAAUUUGAAUUUGAAUUUGAAUGUAAGUGCGUUUGUACGUGUAUGUUUGGGGGUCUGAAAUGGACUAAUCUACUUCGCAAUAUUCCUUAUGGGAACAAAUUCGGUCAGUACUGGCACUUGAACAUACUUCUGGAAUGAAAAAAUAUCGUUAACCGGGGGUCCACUGUACUAUAUUUCUGCAAUUAGCCUCACAAAUACUUCAUUUUCUCUUACAAUAAGAGCAUAGGAAGAUACAUAAAUCAAAGUUAGACAGGAAAUGGUGGACGCUUCCACCGCUGCCUCAGCCACCAUAUUAUGGCCUAUUUUAUUCGUUCUAGAGUAUAUAUCAUGUUUCUGUGUUAAUUAUAUUGUUUAUUUUUCAUAUUAGAUGAAUUGUGAUAGAUAAAUAAUCCAUACAGUUGAUAUUAGUGUCAUAUUCAAGUAUUUUGUCUUGUCUCCAGAGUGCAAGAACAGAUUAAUGGCUUUUGAAUUAUUGUAAUUUAAAUGAGGAAAAUUUAUUUGAUAUACGAGUAAAUUGAGUUACGAGCUAGCUCCUGGAACAGAUUAAACUCGUAAGUCAAGGUUCCACUGUAUUUAGAGUUUCUUCCUGUAUACAGUGGACCCCCGGUUAACGAUAUUUUUUCACUCCAGAAGUAUGUUCAGGUGCCAGUACUGACCGAAUUUGUUCCCAUAAGGAAUAUUGUGAAGUAGAUUAGUCCAUUUCAGACCCCCAAACAUACACGUACAAACGCACUUACAUAAAUGCACUUACAUAAUUGGUCGCAUUCGGAGGUGAUCGUUAUGCGGGGGGUCCAUUGUACUAGUAAAUACUGAGUAAUGUGAAUGUGUCGCCCUAUCAUGCUCACAUUGUUGUUUUAAGGUGCUGAUAUAUUAAAUAUUUUUUACAUCGUUUCCCUUUCCAACCUCAUAGUAUGUCUUUGAUGAUGGUAAUUCUUUGCAGUCUAAUUCUUCUGUGUAAUGUUAAACUGAGUGUUAUAUGCAUUGUCAGGUACAAUGAUAAUCACAGUAGCCAAUAAAUACUAUAUCUUAUAUUAAAGUUUAUUCAUUUACUGAAGAUCACAGUCAUCAGUAAGUAUCAAAUAUUUAAUAUCAUAUGCUGUGAUGUUUUCACACUUUUGGUAUGACAGCUAUUGAAUGAAUGAUGGUGAAUGUGUUUACCAUUUUUUUUCUGGUAACCUUACCAGAAGAGCGAUUGGUGGAAUGAUGUUGUAAAGAGAGUAGUAAGGGAGAAAAAGUUAGCAUAUGAGAGAUUUUUAAAAAGUAGAAGCGAUGCAAGGAGCGAAGAGUAUAUUGAGAGAAAAAGAGAGGUUAAGAGAGUGGUGAACCAAUGUAAAAAGAGAGCAAAUGAGAGAGUGGAUGAGAUGUUAUCAACAAAUUUUGUUGAAAAUAAGAAAAAGUUUUGGAGUGAGAUUAAUAAGCUGAGAAAGCCUAGGGAACAAAUGGAUUUGACAGUUAAAUAUAGGAAAGGAGAGUUAUUAAAUGGAGAGUUAGAGGUAUCGGGAAGAUAGAGGGAGUAUUUUGAGGAAUUGUUAAAUGUUGACGAAGAUAGGGAAGCUGUGAUUUCAUGUAUAGGGGAAGGAGGAAUAACAUCUUGUAGGAGUGAGGAAGAGCCAGUUGUGAGUGUGGGGGAAGUUCGUGAGGCAGUGGGUAGAAUGAAAGGGGGGUAAGGCAGCUGCGAUUGAUGAGAUAAAGAUAGAAAUGUUAAAAGCAGGAGGGAUAUAGUUUUGAAGUGGUUGGUGCUAUUAUUUAAUAAAUGUAUAUAAGAGGGUAAGGUACCUAGGGAUUGGCAGAGAGCAUGCAUAGUUCCUUUGUAAUAAGGCAAAAGGGCUAAAAGAGAGUGCAAAAAUUAUAGGGGAAUAAGUCUGUUAAGUAUACCUGGUAAAGUGUAUGGUAGAGUUAUUAUUCAAAGAAUAAAGAGUAAGACAGAGAGUAGGAUAGCAGAUGAACAAGGAGGCUUUAGGAAAGGUAGGGGGUGUGUAGACCAAGUGUUUACAGUGAAACAUAUAGGUGAACGGUAUUUAGAUAAGGGUAAAGAGGUUUUUGUGGCAUUUAUGGAUUUGGAAAAGGCAUAUGACAGGGUGGAUAGGGGGGCAAUGUGGCAGAUGUUGCAGGUGUAUGGUAUAGGAGGUAGGUUACUGAAAGCGGUGAAGAGUUUUUGCAAGGAUAGCAAGGCUCAGGUUAGAGAGGGAGAUUAUUUCCAAUAAAAGUAGGCCUAGACAAGGAUGUGUGAUGUCACCAUGGUUGUUCAAUAUAUUUCUAGAUGGGGUUGUGAGAGAAGUGAAUGCUAGGGUCUUGGCAAGAGGUGUGGAGUCAAAAGAUAAAGAAUCAAACACAAAGUGGGAGCUGUCACUGUUGCUCUUUGCUGAUGAUGCGGUGCUUUUGGGAGAUUCUGAAGAGAAGUUGCAGAGGUUGGUGGAUGAAUUUGGUAGGGUAUGUAAAAGAAGAAAAUUAAAAGUGAAUAUAGGAAAGAGUAAGGUCAUGAGGAUAACAAAAAGAUUAGGUGACGAAAGAUUGGAUAUCAGAUUGGAGGGAGAGAGUGGACGAGGUGAAUGUAUUCAGAUAUUUGGGAGUGGACGUGUCAGCAGAUGGGUCUAUGAAGGAUGAGGUGAAUCACAGAAUUGAUGAGGGAAAAAGGGUGAGUGGUGCACUUAGGAGUCUAUGGAGACAAAGAACUUUGUCCGUGGAAGUAAAGAGGGGAAUAUAUGAGAGUAUAGUUGUACCAACACUCUUGUAUGGGUGUGAAGCAUGGGUGAUGAAUAUUGGAAUGAGGAGAAGGCUGGAGGCAGUGGAAAUGCCAUGUCUGAGGGCAAUGUGUGGUGUGAAUAUAAUGCAAAGAAUUCGUAGUUUGGAAAUUAGGAGAAGGUGUAGGAUUACCAAAACUAUUAUCCAGAGGGCUGAGGAGGGGUUGUUGAGGUGGUUUGGACAUGUAGAGAGAAUGGAACAAAACAGAAUGACUUGGAGAGUGUAUAAAUCUGUUGUGGAGGGAAGGUGGGGUAGUGGUCGGCCUAGGAAGGGUUGGAGGGAGGGGGUACAGGAGGUUUUGUGUGCGAGGGGCUUGGACUUCUGCCAAGCGUGCAUGAGCGUAUUUGAUAGGAGUGAAUGAAGACAAAUGGUUUUUAAUACUUGACGUGCUGUUGGAGUGUGAGCAAAGUAACAUUUAUGAAGGGAUUCAGGGAAACCGGCAGGCCGGACUUGAGUCCUGGAGAUGGGAAGUACAGUGUCUGCACUCUGAAGCAGGGGUGUUAAUGUUGCAGUUUUAUAACUGUAGUGUAAAGCACCCCUCUUUUUCGGGCCACCCUGCCCUGGUGGGAAUCGGCCAAUGUGUUAAUAAAAUAAAUUAAAAAUAACCUUACUUUAAUUCUUCCUCUGUAAGCCAUACAUGUAAGAAACGAUUAAAAUUUAAAAGGAGAAACUUUUGUUUUUCUUCUUGGGCCACCCUGCCUCGGUGAGAUACAGUCAGUUUGUUGAAAGAAGUAGAAGAACCUUACCUUAGUGGGAGAUGGUUGGUGUGUUAUAAAAAUUAAUUUAUUAAUUUAAUCAUUAUCUGUAUAAAUAUUCUGGUUGUUUCUCACUUUUAUUUUUUG